Molecule: messenger RNA, 748 nt
Organism: Cetraspora pellucida
Lineage: Eukaryota; Fungi; Glomeromycota; Glomeromycetes; Diversisporales; Gigasporaceae
Source: the annotation of a GenBank genome assembly
AUGCUGCAAGUAAAAAAACAAUCAUCAAAAAAAACACCAUACAAUAAAACAAAUUUAAAAAAAAAAGUAAAUUCAUUUUUAUGCACUAUCGGAUACUGUUUUGACGAAGAGAAAUUAAAUGACUGUCAAGUUUCAAGACCAGCUGGAACACAAAUUAUUACAGAAGUAUUUGGUUCUGUUACAGAAAACAAUAGAACAUUUUUUGUAGAUCCAUUAUAUAUACGAAUACUUCUAAUUAGACUUUAUCAAACACAAAAAAAUUUUGCUUCUUUUGAAUAUAUUAUUCUACAUAAUAUUUUAAUUUAUAUUAAUUUUGUAAUUUUACAAAAUGAAGAUCAUACUCGAACUAUUGAAAUUUCAACAACUGGAAACAAAAAUAGUAGAAUUACUCUAUUAAUCUCUUCUCUCAAAAUUAAAAGCUUUAUAUUACAACUUUGUGAUAAAGAUUUUGCUCAUAAAAAAUCUUCAGAUAUCUUGAUCAGUGAUUUAUUAGUUGAUAAAAAUCUUCGUAAAAUAAAAUUUGAUACUAGAAAAGUUAAAGUUGAACUUGAAUCUGAAAUAACUGUUGAAUGUAAUGCAUGCGAUUUUACAAAACAUGAAUUAAUUAUGUGUUUAGAUCUUAAAAAAAUGCUUGUUUGUCUUAAAAAUAAACCAAGUGAAGAACAUAAUCUUAACAUAUUAAAUGUAGGAAUUCUUGGGUUUAUGACAGAUGGUUACAUUGAAAUGUCAUGGAGUCCUCAUUUAAGAG